AUGAGAGGCUUUAGUUCGCUAAUUGUACUUGCGGUAGUGGCUCUAGCCGGUGGAGUGCUGGGUCGGCAUGACGCAGCAUUCAAAAGCUUUGGCUCCACCGGGGGAGAGUGCAGCCAAUACCUGAACAACGAUGGUAACGGAGACUGCAACGUCCACUGCAUCGGAGUGGUCGCCCACGUCUGGAACGACACUUUGGCCAAGUUCACCCAGAACUACGCUGGUUACUUCGUUCCGGACCCGAAGGAUGACUGCUACGUGAACCGCACGGAACGGUGUUUGAUGCAAGUCGACAAGUCGGUUGAAGUGUACGACAAAUGUACUCGGGCCCGGCAACUUGGACAAUGUUACGCCGAUCAAUACGGAGAACUGGUGCCCACUCAGCUGCAGUACGUGCCGAUGACGGAUCUUCAGUACACUCGGGUGUUCCUGCAGUGUGCCGCCAUGCUGGGACUUUCGACCGCUGAUCUCGAUGCCAUGGUCCAGCAAGGAGCUUACAACGUUCCAGCCGGAGAAUGUCUUCUACGGUGUACGUUAAUUCGCAUGGGAUUGUACACUGACGAGAAAGGAUUCGAUGUUCCGCUGGCCACCAGGCAGUGUGGUCUCUACAACGCGACAUCCGACAUUGACCAGUGCCAGGCUAAUGUCAUGGCAUCACAGUGCGACAAAUGCAAACGGACUGUUACCAUUGCAAAGGAUUGCCUCAACAUGCACUACAAUGUUCGCAAAGUAGGAGAAAGCUAUGCGUUGGAACUGUAUGGAGGAGUUUGCUAUUCUUCCUGCUCGUACUUCUUCUAUUGUUAUUACUAUGGAUGCCCUUACCUGAGCUACUACAAUUACCAAGAAACUGGAUCAUCUUCCUAUGCCGUUAACUCCAACUAUUUCGAAUUUGCCGGAUAGAAUGUUGAAUUGGAUUAAUUAUUGGUAUGACUUUACGUGAAUGUUUGUAAAUCAAAAUUUAUUUGUUUUCAUUACUAAAUAAAUGUGCAAAG
Messenger RNA from Aedes albopictus (Asian tiger mosquito), 989 nucleotides. RefSeq names its product general odorant-binding protein 45. NCBI's taxonomy places the organism in Eukaryota, Metazoa, Arthropoda, Insecta, Diptera, Culicidae. The record is from RefSeq and is a predicted model, not a curated record. Bases 1 to 897 code for a protein of 298 amino acids. The transcript has a single exon. Gene Ontology annotation, molecular function: odorant binding.